Molecule: messenger RNA, 822 nt
Organism: Epithele typhae
Lineage: Eukaryota; Fungi; Basidiomycota; Agaricomycetes; Polyporales; Epitheliaceae
Exons: 1
Source: RefSeq, a predicted model, not a curated record
GGCGUGCCUCUCCCAAUCCUACUAGCGUUGCUCUCCGUCCCCACGCUUUGCGAUCUUCGCAUAUCAGGCUACCUCUAUAAUCGCCAGAGCCACACGCUGCUGGAGGGUGAGCACGAGCCACUCAAACUUCCCCCUCUCAUGUCGCUCGUGUACACCGUCCACAUUCUCCGCCACCAGCCUUGCACCUUCAAAUCUGAGGCCGCACUGCUCAAACGCAUCGUACCGCGCCUCAACAGCACUCUCCACACCCUGGAGAUACCGGUGGAGAACGCUCCUUUGCAAGAGAUGCACGACUGUACCUGGUCGCACCUUCGCCACUUCACGCUUUACGGUAUACUUCCACCCACUCACGCGACGCACGUCCCUCUGAUCGCCGUACUCGCUCGGAUGCCUCGCCUCCGCUACCUACACCUCCGGUUCUCCAGGCGUCCCAGCGACAUACCUCAGGCCAUAUGGCCGAUUGAUUACGACGCCACUGUCGAGUGGCCGGAGUUGGAAGAGUUACUGGCCACGCAUCCCGUCCCGGAAGACCAGCUGUGGUCGCACAUCCCUCCCAUCCUCCGGUCAAUUUCUUUUCCUUCUUGUCCCUCUCCGUGGGAAGUGAAGGAAGCUUCUCGUGAGGAUUGGCUUCAGAAGCGAAAUGAGUUGGUGUUGGAUGUGACGCCGUUGCGAAUCGCUGCCGCACUUCAAGUACUUCAGAAACUCGAUCUCCCCCUCCUCAAGUCGCUUUCCAUCGCCUACGAAGUCGACGCCAAUGAGGGACAACUUCUGGACUACCUCGUCCAAACCUUUCGUCAUUUGGACACUGUCGGUCUACAUCGC